Toxorhynchites rutilus septentrionalis is the source of this 3766-nucleotide messenger RNA. RefSeq names its product kelch-like protein diablo (gene dbo). The coding region runs from base 568 to 2337 and encodes 589 amino acids. The record is from RefSeq and is a predicted model, not a curated record. Gene Ontology annotation, molecular function: protein binding. NCBI's taxonomy places the organism in Eukaryota, Metazoa, Arthropoda, Insecta, Diptera, Culicidae. The transcript is spliced from 5 exons.
AAGAAGAACCAAAAAGCAGUCAUCUUGAAAAGUACGAUUUGUUAGUUGUGAAGUGCGCUCGCGAAAAUUGAUAUUUGAGGGUGUAAUUGUGCUCUGAAACUGCAAAUUAUAGCCGAAAUUUGUGCCCAACAGCGGGCUCUACAAACCGCCCUAGGAAUGGUGCUUUCGAGCAGCAGUGAAACGCUGCAUUUGCCAGUGUUUUAAAACUGCAAAAUAUCAAUCGCCUCCCUUUUUUACUGUUCGUUAUUCGUUCCGUCACAAUCGUCAUCGUCAAAUCAUCAACGCAUUGUCAUCGGGGCGACAGUCAUCAUCGUAGUAAGCAGGAAAACAAGAUCCCGUUUUUUCUUCAAACUGUUGUUUGUGACUACAUUUGGAGUGGUGGCUGAUAUAAACCAUUUGAACCGGAAGUAGUGCCACAAGAAAGCGAGCCGCAGAAGAAGAGCGCCGAGGGCCGAACUAGAAAGGCUUCCUCGCUCUUUUUUACGGCCCAGGUUCGCAGCAAAAGUUACAAAGAUAGAUACCGUGUGGGGUUGGGCCUCUGCCCCGCUGCGCCUAGCGGCUAACAGAAUGGGCGACGUAAUCAUAUCGGAUCGCCCUCCUUCUCCGGCGAGAUUAUCGCACACCUCGGAGAAGCAUCCCCGUGUCACACUAACUGAGCUAAAUGUUCUUCGUCGACACCGGGAACUCUGCGAUGUGGUCAUCAAUGUUAGUGGUCGUAAAAUUUUCGCCCACCGAGUGAUCCUGUCGGCCUGCAGCCCUUACUUCCGGGCAAUGUUCACCGGCGAGUUAGAGGAGUCCCGUCAAACCGAGGUCACCAUCCGGGAUAUCGAUGAGAACGCAAUGGAACUGCUGAUUGAUUUUUGCUACACCUCGCAUAUCGUGGUGGAAGAAUCGAACGUACAAACGCUCCUUCCGGCGGCGUGUUUGCUACAGCUAGCCGAGAUACAGGAUAUUUGCUGUGAGUUUUUGAAGCGGCAGUUGGAUCCGACCAAUUGCCUGGGAAUUCGAGCGUUCGCCGAUACGCACUCGUGUCGGGAAUUGCUUCGCAUUGCGGACAAGUUUACCCAGCAUAACUUCCAGGAGGUAAUGGAGAGCGAGGAGUUUUUGCUGCUACCCGUCGGCCAACUUGUGGACAUUAUCUGUAGCGAUGAGUUGAACGUCCGUUCGGAGGAACAAGUCUUCAAUGCGGUUAUGGCGUGGUUGAAAUAUAACGUUGCCGAACGUCGCCAGCAUCUGGCCCAGGUGCUGCAACACGUGCGAAUGCCUUUAUUGAGUCCCAAAUUUUUGGUUGGAACGGUUGGGUCCGAUUUGUUGGUACGCUCCGAUGAAGCAUGUCGAGAUUUGGUGGAUGAGGCGAAAAAUUAUCUAUUGCUUCCACAAGAAAGGCCGCUGAUGCAAGGUCCACGAACGCGCCCCAGGAAACCCACCCGACGAGGAGAGGUUCUCUUCGCUGUGGGUGGAUGGUGCUCGGGAGAUGCUAUAGCUUCGGUCGAGAGAUUCGAUCCGGAAACUGCCGACUGGAAGAUGGUUGCUCCGAUGAGCAAGCGGCGAUGUGGUGUGGGGGUAGCGGUAUUAAAUGAUCUUCUGUAUGCCGUCGGAGGUCACGAUGGGCAGAGUUAUUUGAACAGUAUCGAACGGUACGAUCCACAAACUAACCAAUGGAGCUGUGAUGUUGCUCCGACGACCAGUUGCAGAACCAGUGUCGGGGUGGCCGUGCUUGAUGGGUUUCUGUACGCGGUCGGCGGCCAGGAUGGUGUCCAGUGUUUGAAUCACGUCGAGCGUUACGACCCGAAGGAGAACAAGUGGUCGAAGGUGGCUCCGAUGACGACGCGCCGUUUGGGAGUGGCCGUUGCGGUACUAGGAGGGUACCUGUAUGCCAUCGGUGGUUCCGAUGGGCAGUGCCCACUAAAUACCGUGGAAAGAUACGACCCUCGGCAGAACAAGUGGUGUGCUGUUAGUCCAAUGUCGACACGGCGAAAGCAUUUGGGUUGCGCGGUGUUCAACAAUUUCAUCUACGCUGUCGGUGGACGCGACGACUGUAUGGAACUGUCGUCCGCAGAGCGGUACAAUCCGCACACGAACUCGUGGAGCCCGAUCGUGGCCAUGACUUCCAGGAGGAGUGGGGUUGGUCUGGCCGUGGUCAACGGGCAGCUGUAUGCGGUGGGUGGUUUCGACGGCACUGCCUAUUUGAAAACGAUCGAAGUGUACGAUCCGGAGACGAACCAGUGGCGGCUGUGUGGCUGUAUGAACUAUCGACGACUGGGUGGUGGCGUGGGCGUCAUGCGAGCACCUCAGACCGAAAACUACAUGUGGAUACGAAAAGAUUCUGUUGUUUAACAUUCAUACACACUCGACUAAAUUGCAAAAUAAUAGUACGCAAAAUCGAUCACACACAUGGGCUUGGUGGGACCGAAAGCGUUUUAUGAUUAGUUGGAAUCGAACUUUUUCACUAGUGACUGAAACGAACAAAUCAGAGUGUGUGGUGGCAUCGCCAGAUAUAGAAAUGAUUACCCACAUCAGUGCAGGGAAAGCGAACAAAAAGAACGGAGGAUCAACACAAAGAAGUCACACAUAUUGCGCACGUAUUGUGGAUCCUGAAUUCCUUCCUUUAUUUUAAAUUUUAGGCAAAAAAAAUUCAGAUAACAAAAACGAUGAGUCGAAAGGGUGAAGGAAUUCGGGUUCGUUAAUAGAACAUAUAUCAUCAUCACAAUCUACACUAAUCUCGCUAACGAUAAGAUGCACAUGCACAUGUUGAUGUUGAAACCAAACGAACGAACAAAGAAGGCGAAGUACACUAGUUUAACUGAACUGAGUUUAGCCCCCCACCGUCAGUCAUCCGCAUUAGGAUUGUUUUAUAUCCUAAAUUAUCAUACCAUAUCCACAUUGUGCUGAAAUGUGCUAUUUUUCAGUUUAUUAUCUCGGUGUCUCAUCUCUUACUAAAUGUUUUCAUCUCAUUGUUCUGUUCGAUUUCAUCCCGCUUUCUACCGCAAGAUUAUGAUUAUUUUGUGUUUCGUCGUCGUAUUUAUGUUUUCAAAAGCCAAAAAAGUUCAAUUAUCAACCAAUCAACCCCCCUUCACACGAAUUGAACGAGAUAUUCCAGAAGAUCGAAUUUGAAAUUUUCAUAAUGAAUUCUUUAUGUGAUUAAUGUUAGGGAGCGAAAGUUGAAAUUCAAAACGAACUAAAAGAAACUAGUUUUUAAGAGGAAGUAAUCGUUUUAGUACACGGUAGCUUCAAGCGGGUGAAUAAAAUGCAGCUUAUAUCGUGAAUGGAAUUAUAGUUUCUCAAGACAAAAUAAAAAACGAAGCGCUUGCAAUGUAUGUUUUGAGCUCUACAAACGCUUGAAUAAGAUUCAGUUUGAAUCAACACAUUUUUUUUCUCGAGCUGAUUAGAAAUGACUAGAGUGGUGCGGUUACACGCGUAUAUUGAGAUGAAACCAAAAUUUUAACGCUUAUACAAUUUUAGCUGAAGCCUUGCUGCUGCGCACCGCUGUUCAUGAACAGCGGAGUCAAACGAGAUAGUGCAAGAGAUGUAGCUUAAUCUAACCUGUGACAUGGUUUCUACGAAAUAUAAACCGCGAACCAAGUGUAGCGAAUUGAAGGAACAAUAUGUAUAGCCUGGGAACGCUUGAACUCUAUUAUUACUGAAUAUUAUGUUUAAUUUUUAUAAUUUUUUACACUUUAUGACCUGAAGAAUGAUUAUUAACUAAAUUAUUAUUAAAAAAUAAAACUGUUGAAAUAAAAAGAGCUGUAGAUAAUAAGAAAUUUAA